Molecule: messenger RNA, 3060 nt
Organism: Alternaria burnsii
Lineage: Eukaryota; Fungi; Ascomycota; Dothideomycetes; Pleosporales; Pleosporaceae
Product: snf7 family protein
Exons: 8
Coding region: 1-3060 (1019 amino acids)
Biological process (GO): vacuolar transport
Cellular component (GO): cytoplasm
Molecular function (GO): GTPase activity
Source: RefSeq, a predicted model, not a curated record
AUGCCCUUCGCACAGCUCGUCAUCGGGCCGCCGGGCUCUGGGAAGUCGACGUACUGUGAUGGAAUGCAACAGUUCAUGGGCGCAAUCGAGCGCAAGUGUUCCGUCGUCAACCUCGACCCCGCCAACGACCACACCUCAUACCAGCCCGCUCUAGACGUCCGGGACCUGGUCACAAUAGACGACAUCAUGGAGCAGGAGACCCUGGGCCCAAACGGAGGCGUCUUGUUUGCGCUCGAGGAACUGGAGCACAACUUCGACUGGCUAGAAGAGGGCUUGAAGGAACUUGGAGACGACUAUGUCCUCUUCGACUGCCCCGGCCAGGUCGAGCUCUUCACGCACCACGGCUCGCUGCGCAACAUCUUCUUCCGCCUACAAAAACUUGGGUAUCGACUCGUCGUCGUACACCUGACCGACUCCAUCAUUCUCUCGCGACCGUCGCUAUACGUUUCCUCCCUCCUGCUCGCCCUACGCAGCAUGCUGCAGAUGGACCUGCCCCACUUGAACGUCCUCACAAAGAUCGACAACCUCCGAAACUACCCAAACCUGCCUUUCAACCUCGACUUUUACACCGAAGUCCAGGAUCUACAGUACCUCCUGCCCCACCUCAACCGCGAACAGACGUCUGGCAUUCCAGGCCCUACAACAGCUGGCACCAACGACGUAGACCCAGACGACGAGCCAACAUCAAAGUUCUCCGCGCUCAACAAGGCGAUCGUGGAGCUCGUUGAGGACUUUGCGCUGGUAGGGUUCGAGACACUCGCAGUAGAAGACAAGAAAAGCAUGAUGACGCUGCUACGGGCUAUCGAUCGUGCAGGCGGCUUUGCGAUGGGCGGCAUAGAAGGCGCAAACGACACAGUGUGGCAGAUGGCUAUGCGCGAGAACGGGGCAACUAUGGACGCCCGCGACGUGCAGGAGAGGUGGCUGGAUAGGCGAGACGAGCUAGAUGAAGAAGAGAGGAAGGCAUGGGAGGACGAGACCAAAGACAUGCGCGAUCCACCACCGCAGAACGCUCCUCAAGUAAUCCCCACGUCAAAGCCUCCAGCAAAGCCUCUAACGAAGCCCAAAAGCCAGGACAGCGACGACGACAUGGACGACCUGGAGGAGAUGCGACAGUUCAUGGAGAAGAAGAAUGACACCGGCAUCAAUGUUCCAUCUCGCGACCUGGCCAGCGGCCCCCACGUCUCCAUCUUUAGCGACGACCCCACGCUCAGUCGUCAUAAGCGGAAGCGUUCGCUCUUCCGUUCCAAACACAGCCGGGCGCAGUGGGUACCCGAACCAGACCGCGACAUGAGUGAACUGCUGGAAUUCGUCUUGCAGCACGAAGAGGCCUUCAAGAACCAGUACCGCCUCGCAUCGCUCUAUGCAGACUUUCGGCAACAGCUCGAGAUCAACCCCGAGGGCUACCAUGCGAACAUUGCCGCAUGGACAAAGGCGCUUGUCGAUGCCUCGCGAGCGGGUGUUGUUCCCAGACAGGGCACCACACACGAUCUCCUAAGCAUACGAGCCGCCGACGAGCUCGCGCGAGCCCUGCAACACCCGCAGCAUGGCAAGCCUACCUGUCUGCCGGCCGUGUUCCAUGAGGCAGUCCAGAAGAAGGAGAUGGUACCCCUAAAAGACUUCCUGACAGCGAAAGAGAGCAUAUACAAGACAUCGUGGAUACCAUCACCAUGGAAGGUGCUCCAGUGGAGUCUGCGGCAGGUUGGCGUUUUGGGGCAGGUACAAGCGCCCGCCAAGAUGGAGGUUGGAAACUUUGUGGUCGUCAAGAAUGUGGAGGUUGCUGCAGACGAGAUACUGAAGAAGAUGAAGGAGCACACGUCUACGGCUGAUCGGGCGCUAUCAAAAACAGACUUCCUGAAACGUUUCGCGACUGUACUCAACCCAACUGCACCGCUUACGACAAACGAUCUGGACAUUGUCCUUACAUUCCUCGCCAGAGACAAGCAAGCAAUAUCUUACAACGAGCAGACGAUCAAGUUCAAGCCGGAGCACGAGGACGUGCCUCUGCCAGUUACGGAAGAGGAUGCUGCCAUCGCCAAUCUUCGCGACACACUAGCAAACAUCAACGCCCAGAUAUCGCCGAUCAUGGAGAAGAUUGCUCUGGCAGACGCAGCGGCACGGGAGGCCGUAGCUGCGAAGCAGAUGGUCCGCGCCAAAGCUGCACUGCGCUCGAAGAAGCUUGCCGAGAGCGCUCUCAAACAGCGUUCCGAUGUUGCCCUCCAGCUCGAGCAAGUCUACACAGACCUACAGCACGCAGCUGAUCAAGUCGAGAUCGUGGAGGCCAUGCGCGCCGGUGCUGCUGCGCUCAAGGGUCUCAACGAGAAGGUUGGCGGUGCAGAGGGCGUUCAAGGUGUUGUUGAUGCCGUCAAUGAACAGAUGGCGACUACGGAAGAGAUUACGAACAUCAUCAAUGAAACCGACCAGCCUCUCGACGAGGGCGAGAUUGACGAUGAAUUCGAAGCACUGGAGAGGGCGGAUCGCGAGAAGCGGGAAAAGGAAGAAGCCGAGAAAACUGCUGCGAGGCUGGCGGAACUGGAAGCAGUGGAGAAGAAGCGCAAGGAGAGGGAGUCAGUCAAGACGGACGAGACAGAAGAACAAGUCGACGAGGCAUCUCAGAGCAUGGCAAGGAUGUCGUUUCGCCAGCCAGAUGACGAGAUGAAGGAUACUGAAGAGAGGCGCACAGCUGCACUAGUUACACUACAUACGACGAUGAACUCCGUCCGCGCCGCAACCAGCGCCUCGCGCACCGCUCUCACCGCUACCGCCCGCACAGCAGCUCCCCGCCGGGCCUUCUCACAGUCACAAACAACGCGAUCGGGCCACGGACCCAGCUACGACCCCCCAUCCGGAUGGCUCUUCGGUGUCAAGCCCGGCGAGCAGUAUGAGAAGGAGGGGUGGGAGAACGCCAUGUACUGGGGAUUCGGCGGAGCUUGUGCUUUUGGCGUUGUGGCUUAUGCUUUCAAGCCGGAUACUAGCAUCCAGACCUGGGCCCUAGAGGAGGCGCGACGAAGACUCGAAGCCGAGGGCAUCCUCUCAGACCCGGAUACCGUCAAGAAGGAGUAG